AUGUCUGUCGGAGAGCUUGCCUGCACCUACGCUGCUCUGAUUCUUCAUGACGAUAACAUCUCCAUCACGGUAUGUUGUUGGUUUUGGUGAUUUUGCGGUUCUCCUUUGCGCUUUCUUCGUUAUUUUGUGCAUUUCUCGCGGAAGGGAAGAUCAGUAAGAGAUCAGGUUAUUAAGGAUUUGGAUUGCAAUUGAUGACCAGUAAAUUCCUGGCAGGCCGAGAAGAUAUCCACCUUGGUGAAGGCGGCGAACGUCAAAGUAGAUUCCUACUGGCCGUCCCUUUUUGCAAAGCUUCUAGAAAAAAGGAACGUGGACGACCUCAUCAUGAACGUUGGAUCUGGUUAGAUCUUAAUUCUGGUUCGCUAUACCGUCGAUGCUCUUUUAAUCUCCGGGCAUUUUGAUUAGUAAUUUGUUUUAUCGAAAUCGAUUGUGCAGGCGGAGGCGGGGCUCCUAUUGCAGUUGCUGCCCCAGCGGGUGGUGCAGGCGGUGGUGCUGCUGCUGCACCAGCCGCAGUGGAAGAGAAGAAGGUUACACCAUGCCUUAUGCACUAUAUUUUACCAUUUGUUUCAGUUUCAUUAUGAAAACGAGUUCAAUAUUUUUUCAGGAGGAGCCCAAGGAAGAGAGCGACGAUGACAUGGGCUUCAGCUUGUUCGACUAG
This is a messenger RNA of Spirodela intermedia, 655 nucleotides long. NCBI's taxonomy places the organism in Eukaryota, Viridiplantae, Streptophyta, Magnoliopsida, Alismatales, Araceae. The record is from the annotation of a GenBank genome assembly.